Trichoderma gamsii is the source of this 606-nucleotide messenger RNA. RefSeq lists its product as hypothetical. Gene Ontology annotation, cellular component: endosome; retromer complex. The record is from RefSeq and is a predicted model, not a curated record. Lineage: Eukaryota; Fungi; Ascomycota; Sordariomycetes; Hypocreales; Hypocreaceae. Bases 1 to 606 code for a protein of 201 amino acids. Gene Ontology annotation, biological process: intracellular protein transport; retrograde transport, endosome to Golgi. The transcript is spliced from 3 exons.
AUGACGUUCCUCAUAUUGGUGAUUGGGGAUCUGCACAUCCCAGACAGGGCGCUUGAUAUCCCAGCCAAGUUCAAGAAGCUGCUUGCGCCCGGCAAGAUUGGUCAGACGCUAUGUCUCGGUAACCUCACAGACAAACACACAUACGAGUACCUGCGGUCCGUGUCGCCGGAUCUCAAGAUCGUCAAGGGCCGCACCGAUGUCGAGGCCACGUCUCUGCCGCUCACGCAAGUCGUCACCCAUGGCGGCAUACGAAUUGGCUUCCUCGAGGGCUUCACUCUUGUUUCCAGCGAGCCCGACCUGCUGCUGGCCGAAGCCAAUCGGCUGGACGUCGACGUCUUGUGCUGGGGCGGCACUCACCGGUUCGACGCCUUUGAGUACAUGGACAAGUUCUUUGUGAACCCGGGAAGUGCGACGGGAGCAUUUGUGACGGGGGCAAGCUUAGAUGCGGAGCCUGCGUCUCCAAGUUUCUGCUUGAUGGAUGUUCAGGGCAUUUCGCUCACUCUCUAUGUAUACCAACUGAAGACGGAUGAGAAAGGAAACGAGAAUGUGGCUGUAGAGAAGGUUACUUAUACAAAGCCGGUGGAGCCAACUACCGGUUCAUCAUGA